Messenger RNA from Manduca sexta (tobacco hornworm), 890 nucleotides. RefSeq lists its product as uncharacterized. The record is from RefSeq and is a predicted model, not a curated record. The transcript has a single exon. The coding region runs from base 303 to 890 and encodes 195 amino acids. NCBI's taxonomy places the organism in Eukaryota, Metazoa, Arthropoda, Insecta, Lepidoptera, Sphingidae.
UGAGAAAAUCUUCUUCGACACCUCGUCGUACAUCGCACGUAAGAGUUUUGGAUUUUACUACUCCUAGAAGAGUUUUACAUGAAACUAUCAUAGAACAAGACUCUGUGCAACCUAGCACCAAACCUACUGAUUUUGUUCUUAGUCAAAAUAUUGGUACAGUUUUGUCAGAACAAGUUGACUUUGCCUUAAAUGAAAACAAUAAACAAAUAGCAAACGUCCUAAAUGUUACUACUAAACCUGCAAAUGAUAAUAAAGAAACUGUAACAUAUACAAAGGGUAAUUGGGAUCAUGACUUAAGAGCUAUGAUAGAAAAAGAUAAGGAAGUCUUAUCAAAAGUUAAAACUAAGCAAAAAACAAAAACUACCAAAAAGAAAAAAGAUGACAAAAAGAAGACUGCUGAAAAAGAUGUUUCUGAAAAAAAUAAACGGAGAAAAAGUAAGAGAAAACUUGAGGAAGAAGAUGAGCCUGAUCUCACUAUCAAGCCAGAUGCCAUACCUGUAAAGCCCACCAUAAAUAUUAAGCCUGCCGCAGAAAGGGGAUCAGUUUUAACUAGUACUACAAAAAAAGAAGUUGAAAAUUGUAAUGUGAAAUGUAUCGACGAAGAGAGUAAACAUAACGAAGAACGCACUGACACUCCUGAGGUAGAUCGAAUCGCUUUGCAAAAUGCAAUUGGUGCAAAAUUAAAUAUUUCAGACUUAUUAGAAACACCUUAUAAACAAGUUUUCUAUGAUAUACAAAUGGAAACGCCAAGAUGCCUGGGUCCAGACAUGCCAGAUGAACCAAUGUCUGACAUUAAGAUUAUGAAUAUACCUACUCCUAGAUUUUUGAUAGUCCAAAAUAACACAAGCUACCCCUUCGUCAUAUUCAUCAAGACCAACCGAUUAUUCUAG